GGAAUAUCUGGUAUUUUAACUCAAUUUUGGUUGAAUAUAGUUGAUGUUGAUGUAUCGAUAAACGCGUCUCAAUCACAUCAUUUAUUCAUUAUGACGGAGUAUUUCGGCGGCCAAGAAAAGUAUUUCUAUUUGCUUCUGUAUGCAGCAUAUUGCAUCGGAAUGGUUAUAAUGGUAGCAAUAGGUACAAUGCUUAUUACGUAUCUACAACAUACCUGUGGAAUGUUUAAAAUUGCUAGCUAUCGUAUGGAGCAUACAAUGAGCGUGAACAUUUUGCAAAACAUUACGCUAAAAAAUAAAAUUUUGAUGACCGAGGGCAUAAUUUGCGCCGUCGACAUUCACCGACAAGCUAUGAAAUUGACUAAGGAUUUGAUGUCCAAAUUCGAGAUAAUGAUAUUAUGUUUGAUUCUGUGCGGAGUGGUUUGUUUAAGCAUGAAUCUAUUUCAGGUGCAGUGUUUUCGAUUUUGUAUAAUACUGUUUUUCAAAUAG
Messenger RNA from Wasmannia auropunctata (little fire ant), 486 nucleotides. RefSeq lists its product as uncharacterized. Lineage: Eukaryota; Metazoa; Arthropoda; Insecta; Hymenoptera; Formicidae. The coding region runs from base 91 to 486 and encodes 131 amino acids. The transcript is spliced from 4 exons. The record is from RefSeq and is a predicted model, not a curated record.